Schistocerca gregaria is the source of this 3037-nucleotide messenger RNA. Its product is annotated as neprilysin-2-like. The transcript has 16 exons. Gene Ontology annotation, molecular function: metalloendopeptidase activity. Gene Ontology annotation, biological process: protein processing. Lineage: Eukaryota; Metazoa; Arthropoda; Insecta; Orthoptera; Acrididae. Gene Ontology annotation, cellular component: plasma membrane. The coding region runs from base 379 to 2676 and encodes 765 amino acids. The record is from RefSeq and is a predicted model, not a curated record.
ACACGUGCGACCGCUGUCAACACUCGCUGGCGCGCCGCUACACCUCCGCUGCGUCAGCCACACUGCGAGUGUUUCUGUGCUGGCGUGUCUGGCCGCCUUCCUCAGUCGCCGGUCGCGGCUUUACGCGCAGACGUCCGGGGUUCGACAGCGUCCGGGGAAACUACUCUCUCCCCUACACUUGCCAGUGGCGUCGAGCCGAAGUUUGUGUCGUGUCUCCUGCCCAGCUGUUUGCUAAAUCAAACCCGCGCGGGAUCGCACAAUCUCUACCUCACCGAAGCUCACGGAACGUUGUGACGUGCCAAGAGGCGUACCGAGACGGCCGUUGCCAGAGUCAGCAGGCUGGAGUCUUCUGAAGACGACGAGGAACUUCUGCUGGACAUGGUGGGCGGGAAGCCCACGUGGUGGCGCCUCCGCACCGCCAUGGAGCGCGGGCUAACGCUGCUGGCGACAGUGGCGCUCCUAGCGGCCAUCGCGCUCGUCGUCUCGCUGGGCGCGCUCCUCGCCAGGUGGCAGCACCAGUCAGAGUCACUGAUGCCAGUGGCGAUGGAGUCCAGAGGGAACGUGUCUGCAGCAGACGCCCAGGGGCCAGAAUCGCAGUCCGGCACUCAGAGCCUGCAGGACCUCUGCCUCACGCCGGGAUGUGUCCACGCAGCGUCCGAGGUGCUUGAUUACCUGGACCCGUCAGUGGACCCAUGCGACGACUUCUACCAGUACGCGUGUGGCAACUACCUGCUCACCACCGACAUCCCAGAUGACAAAUCUUCGGUGAGCGCCUUCUCGGCUAUAGAGGACCAGCUCCACGAGAAGCUGCGCUCCGCUGUAGAGGAGGAGGAGCCAGGAGCAGCCAUCCCCAGGAGCUUACAGCUGGUUCACGAACUCUACAGCGCAUGCGUGAACAAGACGCUGAUCGAGUCCCGUGGCCUGGCUCCACUCCAGAGGGUCCUGAAGGAGGACCUGGGCGGCUGGCCCGUCGUGGAGGGUGACACGUGGGAAGAGGCGAGCUUCGACUGGCUGCGCAGCAUCUACCGCUUCCGCAGGGCUGGACACAGCACCGACUACUUCCUCAAAUUCUCCGUGGGCACAGACUACCGUAACUCUACGCACCGCUCCAUCAUUCUGGACCAGGCAUCACUUGGGCUGAGCCGCGAAUUUCUGGUAAAGGGGCCCUCGGAUAAACUCGUGGAUGCCUACUACCAAUACCAGGUGGACCUGGCAGUUCUUCUGGGUGCCGACAGGACUCGGGCUGAGGACGAGCUCAGACAGUCCCUCGAGUUUGAGACAGCUCUGGCCAACAUCUCGCUGCCACAGGAGGCACGGCGCAACGUGACGCAGCUGUACAACCCGCGCACUGUAGAGCAGCUGCAGAAAGACUACCCAUCAGUACCGUGGCUGGAGUACCUGAGGACACUGCUGCCCCCGCACGUCGCCGUCACCAGCGAUGAGGUGGCCAUCGUCUCGGCACCGUCCUACCUAAAGAGCCUCGAGGUCCUGCUCGGCCACACCCCCAAGAGGGUGAUGGCCAACUACGUGAUGUGGCGUGCGGCAGAGGCCUCGGUCCCCUACACGACGGAGGAGCUGCGCAGCCGCCAGCUUCAGUACGAGUCCACUGUGUCUGGGAAGACGAAGCGGGAGCCCCGCUGGAAGGAAUGCGUCGACGUCGUCGCCGAUCGCCUGUAUCUGUCUGUGGGCUCGAUAUUCGUGCGAAAGUACUUCAACGAGGACGCCAAGAAGGUGGCACUCGAGAUGGUGGACGACAUCCGCCAGGAGUUCUUGCACAUCCUGCAGGAGCUGGACUGGAUGGACGAGGGAACCAGGAAGAAGGCGCUCGAGAAAGCUGAGUCCGUGGUCGCCCACGUCGCGUACCCUGAGGAGCUGCUGGACGACGCCGAGCUCGACAAAUUCUACGAGAAGCUAGAUGUCAGCCCAUCCCUGUACUUGGAGAGCAUGCUCAACGUGACCAAGUUCCAGACCAACUACUCGUUCAGCCAGUUGCGACAGCCUGUCAACAAGACCGAGUGGAUCAACCACGGCUAUGCGGCCUUGGUCAAUGCCUACUACAACCCCUUCGAGAACUCUAUAGGGAUCCCGGCAGGCAUCCUACAGGGUGUGUUCUUCAGCACCGACCGUCCCAAGUACAUGAACUACGGCGGCAUCGGGUCCACCAUCGGCCAUGAGAUCACACACGGCUUUGACGAUGAGGGCCGUCAGUUUGACAAGGACGGGAACCUUGUGGACUGGUGGGAUCCUGUGACCCGUGACAAGUACCUGAAGAAGGCAGAGUGCAUGGUCUGGCAGUAUGGAAACUUCACCGACGAACAGACGGGCUUGCACCUGAACGGGAUCAACACGCAGGGUGAGAACAUCGCAGACAAUGGCGGCGUCAAGGAGGCGUACCGCGCCUACCUCACCCUGGAGCGCCGCGCCGGCCAAUCAGAGCCAAGGCUGCCCGCACUGGCCGGCCUCUCCCCGCGGCAGAUGUUCUGGGUGUCCGCCGCGCAGACCUGGUGCAAGAAGUACCGCGUCGAGAAGUUGCGACAAGAAAUUACGACCGGAGUGCACUCCCCUGACCGCUUCCGUGUGCUGGGCCCGUUCGCCAACCGCCCCGAAUUUGCUGCAGACUUCAGCUGUCCGCUCGGCUCCGCCAUGAAUCCUGAGAAGAAGUGCCAGGUGUGGUAGAGAGCCCUGGUGGCGACGCCGAACUGCCGGGGGCCAAUCGCUGACUGAUGGCUGCAGGCUGCAACAAAAGAAGUGAACCUGCGAGCAGUCAGCCGCUGACAGAGCUGUGGAGCUCUGUUUCUGGGCGAUCCUCGCUGACUGGACUCUGACAUCUUAUCUGGAAGGCCGCAGCCUUGAAAGAGACUGGCAGGCACAAGUUGCAAAGCACCCAGAGAAGACAGUCUGGGUGCCGCAGUUUCAGCACAUCGUCAGCCAAAUUUGCCAACUGUCUGUGUGUGUGACAGCAUGUAUUUGCAUCCUAGUAACCUGCUCCUCUUUAGGGUAGAUAAAUAAAUAAUGCAGAAGCAUUCAGUUUUAUCUU